Messenger RNA from Mercurialis annua (annual mercury), 1803 nucleotides. RefSeq names its product deoxyhypusine synthase-like. The transcript is spliced from 8 exons. Gene Ontology annotation, biological process: peptidyl-hypusine biosynthetic process. The record is from RefSeq and is a predicted model, not a curated record. Gene Ontology annotation, molecular function: deoxyhypusine synthase activity. NCBI's taxonomy places the organism in Eukaryota, Viridiplantae, Streptophyta, Magnoliopsida, Malpighiales, Euphorbiaceae. Gene Ontology annotation, cellular component: cytoplasm. The coding region runs from base 297 to 1397 and encodes 366 amino acids.
GUCAACAUUAGGGCCAUUUGUUACCUUUUCCCUUCUUUUUAACGGUGGCCGUGCUUAAUUAUGGUUUCUCUCUUGCGGGUGGCUGCCACCAGUGAUUGCGGCCAAAGUUCAGCCCAAAAGCCCCCAGCUACCUUAUAUAACCUGUCAUCCUUGUAACUCCGGCCGCCUCUGGAGUUUCAACAGAUAACUCCUGUUCUGAAAGAGAAAAAGCCUGGGGAUUUACUUAACAGUGUCUGUUGGCUGAUUUGAAGGAUUAUAGAAUCUGCUCUGCACAAUCUCAAGUAUUUCUGAGAUUCAUGGAGGAGCAGUUGCCAUCAUCAGUACACGCCACGGUUUUCAAAGAGUCCGAGUCCCUUGAAGGGAAAUGCAUUAAAAUAGAGGGCUAUGAUUUUAAUCAAGGAGUUAACUACUCUCAGCUUCUUAAAUCCAUGGUCUCCACGGGGUUUCAAGCAUCCAACCUUGGUGAUGCCAUUCAAGUUGUCAACCAGAUGCUAGACUGGAGGCUUUCUGAUGAGGAUGUUACGGAAGACUGCAGUGAGGAGGAAGGGGAUCCAAUUUAUAGAGACUCUGUGAGAUGCAAAGUGUUUUUGGGUUUUACCUCAAAUCUUGUUUCGUCUGGUGUUAGAGAUACAGUUCGCUAUCUUGUUCAGCAUCAUAUGGUUGAUGUAGUGGUUACAACUGCUGGCGGCAUAGAAGAAGAUCUCAUCAAGUGCCUUGCGCCAACAUUUAAAGGUGACUUUUCCCUGCCCGGAGCUCAAUUGCGCGCAAAAGGUUUGAACCGCAUCGGUAAUUUGUUGGUUCCUAAUGACAACUACUGCAAAUUUGAGGACUGGAUCAUUCCAAUAUUCGACCAAAUGUUGAAAGAACAAAUAGAAGAGAAUGUCUCAUGGACACCAUCUAAACUGAUUGCUCGCUUGGGGAAGGAAAUAAAUGAUGAGACUUCAUACCUUUAUUGGGCAUACAAGAACAGCAUUCCAGUAUUCUGUCCGGGUUUAACAGAUGGCUCUCUGGGAGACAUGUUGUACUUUCAUUCUUUUCGUAGCCCAGGUCUUAUUGUUGACAUUGUACAAGACAUCAGGGCCAUAAAUGGUGAAGCUGUCCAUGCAACUCCUAGGAAGACUGGAAUAAUCGUUCUUGGAGGGGGCCUUCCUAAGCAUCACAUAUGCAAUGCCAAUAUGAUGCGUAAUGGUGCAGACUAUGCUGUUUUUAUAAAUACAGCACAGGAAUUUGAUGGGAGUGAUUCUGGAGCUCGUCCUGAUGAAGCUAUAUCUUGGGGAAAAAUUAGAGGAUCUGCUAAAACUGUCAAGGUACACUGUGAUGCGACCAUUGCUUUUCCCCUACUGGUUGCUGAAACAUUUGCCUCGAGAAGAAAUGGAUACAUCAAGAACAAGGCUUAAUAGUGAGAGCGGGUGCAGAACCACUUAAAAAUUAGGAUUCUUACAUAAGACAUACAUUCUUAUAAAAUAUUUGUAGGUAGAUGAUGUUUUCAGAUAUCAGCCUUGGUUUGAUAACUAAGGAAUUUAGAUCGUUGUGAGGGUCAUUUUCCCCACAAGUUCACUGUGACUGCUUAUGUAGCUUAUAGUGAUCAGUUGUUAAGCUUAGAAAUAAAUAUCGAGUCUGCGUCUCGUUGUCUAACUCCUCAGUCCUUACUCUCGGUAUUAUUACCAAAUGCACUGCCACCAAGACAACAAGGAGGGAAGCCGUGUGAUAUACAGGAUAAUUAUUUCUUUCUCACUUUAGUCUAGGAAUUUGUAAAACAUUUUUUUUCUUAAUGAAAGAGUGAAGAUAGAACUUGUUCCCUAA